CGCAAGUCCUGCUGGAUUUCCAGAAGGCGUGGGGCCGCCCCACGUUUGACGGCUGGGCGGUUGGUGGGGACUGCGACAAUGCAAGCACUGUCACGUGCGACUCCCAGGGCAUGAUCACAAAGAUAAGCAUUUCCGACGAGAGACUAAAAGGCUCAAUCCCUGCCUCCAUCAGCAACCUCCAAAGCCUUGAAUACUUAGCUUUAUGGAACAGUAGCCUGACCGGCCCAAUACCAACUACUAUCGGCAACCUUCCAAAGCUGACCGACUU
Molecule: messenger RNA, 268 nt
Organism: Closterium sp. Naga37s-1
Lineage: Eukaryota; Viridiplantae; Streptophyta; Zygnematophyceae; Desmidiales; Closteriaceae
Source: the annotation of a GenBank genome assembly